Messenger RNA from Effrenium voratum, 2196 nucleotides. The record is from the annotation of a GenBank genome assembly. NCBI's taxonomy places the organism in Eukaryota, Dinophyceae, Suessiales, Symbiodiniaceae.
AUGGCAUGGGCGCGGCGGCUUCCGGCGGCCCUGGCAGCGACGCAGGUGGCCCUCACGUGCGACAGGCGUGGUCAUUUCCCUGCUCAGCUUUCAGCAGAGGAGGCCAAGGUUAAGGCUCAUGUGCUGAUGGGCGGAAGCGGCGGAGGCCGCUUGGCCGGCUGGAGCCGCGCGACCGCGACUGACCAGCGGGAGCUGCUGGCGCGCCUGCGGCCAGAGGUGCAGUGCACCUUUGGACCGGUGGCGCCGCGAGGAACGCAGAUUCUGGUGACCGCCUUCCCCAGCGAGGAGGAUUUACAUGGCUGUGGCCCUGAAUUGAAGGCGUUGGUGGUGCCCUUUGCUGGCUUGCCGGUGGCGACUCAAAAGAUCCUAAAGGAUGGCGGCUGGGAAGGCGGCCUGCAAGUGCACAAUGUGCAUCACAACUCAUCGACGACUGCAGAGAUGGCCAUCGCCCUGGGCAUGGCGGCGGCCAAGCAGCUGCUGCCUGCGGAUCGCCUCUUGCGGAAGGGUGAUUGGAGCGCACGUGGGCUCCCUGCUGAUGGAGAUCCAGACCCCAUGAUGCAGAUGAGCCUGGAUGGGCAAACGGCCUUGGUGCUGGGCUAUGGAGAGGUUGGCUGCAGGGUUGCCCGGGUGCUGGCGGCCAUGAACAUGCGGGUGAUCGCCACAAGGAAGACGGCGGCCUUGGACGACACGCUGCCUGAGCCAGGUGCUGUUGCUGUGCGGCCACCUUCUCAGCUCCACAAGCUGCUUCCGCAUGCUCAGAUGUUGUUUAUUUGCUUGCCGGACACGCCGGAGACGGCGGGCCUCAUCGGCGACAAGGAGCUUUCGCUGCUGCCGCCAGGGGCUGUCAUCGUCAAUGUGGGCCGCGGCCACGUCAUCGACGAAGAGGCCUUUUACAAGGCCCUGCAGACGGGCCAUCUCCUAGGUGCUGGCGUGGACUGCUGGUACAAGUACCCGUCUGAUGUAAAGAGCCGGGCCAGUACUCCAGUGUCUGCACACUUCGACUUUGCAGGUUGCGACAAUCUGGUCAUGUCUCCCCAUCGAGCGGGAUCAGUUGGCCUGGCCAGCACGGAGCAGCAGCGUAUGGCCGCGCUGGCGGAGCUCUUCAACACCGCGGCGCUCCAUGGCUUGGCGGCGCCUUUAAUUCUGGCGUAUCUGCUGGUGGCGGAGGCCAAGAUCCCGAUGGGUGAUGAGGAUGCCUACCAGUACUCUGGCAUUGCCAUGUCGCUGGUGGACGAGCUUGGCGAGUUGGUGAAGCCAAUCCUUGCUGAGACAUCAGUGUGGCCAUACCGCGAGGCCAUUGCCCGGCUGCAAGCAACCGAGAGCGCGGCUUUGGAGGCGCAAAGAACCUUCCCCGCGCUUCUGGGUGGCUCACGGGGCGCGAUUAGCCUGGAAUUCGUCAUCGUGCACUGCAGAGAGCCUUUGCAGUGGGUGGAGGAGGAUCUGUUGCCCAUCUCACCAGCUGGCUCGCUGCUGACUUUCUAUGAGAAGUGCGGCGAGGAGCCGCAAUUUUCCAGUGCCGUCACGCGGCACUUCGGGAAAGUUUCAGUGCGGCCAUGCCGCGAUCCUGUGGAUGGACCUCGAGGGGAUGAGUGCCUCGGGUACUUGGCACACAUCGUCUCCAAUUACUGGGACCUAGCGACCUUCACCGUCUUCUUGCAGGCCGACCCUCACGAGCACUUGUACUUCUCGUUCUUGCACGUCGUCACCAAAAUGAUAGCAUCUGCCACAUACGCUGUACCCUUCUUGGCCUUGAAUGGUGCAAGGCACGUCCGCUCCUGGACUCCUUGCCUGAAUGCGGUGCAUGAGGCCAUUUUCGGAGAGAAGAUGCGCGAUGCUGUCGGCCCGUACUGCUGCGCGCAAUUUGUGGUGCAAGACGCGAAGGUGCGAGCUCGGCCGCUGGAGUUCUAUCAGCGGAUGAUCAGGCUUGUCGAUGGCACCUCGCAGAAUGACCUGUGUUUUCCAGGCAAAGUGACACGAUCCACUCACUGCUAUGGCAUGGAGUUCACCUGGCAUCUGGUCUUUGGCGAGGAUUACGAAACCCCGCUUCGCGCGGAUGACCAACGGCUACCGCUGCCACUCCGCCUGAAGUUUGGCAACGAGUUUAUCCGCAGGCAGUGGAAUGAUGUGGUUCUGAACCCUAGCACGCCCAAAAAGAUCGUGGAGGAGGUCAAUUAUGAUCAGAUGACAGUUAGAUGA